Messenger RNA from Nyctereutes procyonoides (raccoon dog), 1092 nucleotides. RefSeq names its product paired box 4 (gene PAX4). Gene Ontology annotation, biological process: anatomical structure development; regulation of transcription by RNA polymerase II. Lineage: Eukaryota; Metazoa; Chordata; Mammalia; Carnivora; Canidae. Gene Ontology annotation, molecular function: RNA polymerase II cis-regulatory region sequence-specific DNA binding; DNA-binding transcription factor activity, RNA polymerase II-specific. The record is from RefSeq and is a predicted model, not a curated record.
AUGCCGCGGGAUGGGAUCAGCAGUGUGAAUCAGCUGGGGGGCCUUUUUGUGAAUGGCCGGCCCCUGCCCCUGGAUACCCGGCAGCAGAUUGUGCGGCUGGCAGUCAGCGGGAUGCGGCCCUGUGACAUCUCACGGAGCCUUAAGGUAUCUAAUGGCUGUGUGAGCAAGAUCCUAGCACGUUACUACCGCACAGGUGUCUUGGAGCCCAAAGGGAUUGGGGGAAGCAAGCCACGUCUGGCCACACCCCCUGUGGUGGCUCGAAUUGCCCAGCUAAAGGGUGAGUGCCCUGCCCUCUUUGCUUGGGAGAUCCAACGCCAGCUCUGUGCUGAAGGACUCUGCACCCAGGACAAGACUCCCAGUGUCUCCUCCAUCAAUCGAGUCCUGCGGGCACUACAGGAGGACCAGAGACUGCCCUGGGCACAGCUCAGGUCUCCAGCUGUUUUAACUCCAGUUCCUCACACGCCCCAUAGUGGCUCUGAGACUCCCCGGGGUCCCCACCCAGGGACUGGCCACCGGAAUCGGACUAUCUUCUCCCCAGGCCAAGCCGAGGCGCUGGAGAAAGAGUUCCAGCGUGGCCAGUAUCCUGAUUCGGUGGCCCGUGGGAAGCUGGCUGCUGCCACCUCUCUGCCUGAGGACACGGUGAGGGUCUGGUUUUCCAACCGAAGAGCCAAAUGGCGCCGACAAGAGAAGCUCAAGUGGGAGAUGCAGAUUUCAGGUGCUUCCCAGGAUCUGACUCUCCCGAGUGCCUCCCCAGGGACCACCUUUGCACAGCAGUCCCCUGGCAGUGUGCCCACAGCAGUCCCACCUGCCCUGGAAUCCUUGGGUCCCUCCUGCUAUCAGCUGUACUGGGAGACAUCACCAGACAGGUGUCUGAGGGACACCCCACCCCAAGCCUCUCUGAAGCCAUGCUGGGGUUACCUGCCUCCUCAGCCGAGAUCCCUGGAUUCAGUACUGCUCUGCCACCCUUGCCCUUCCUUCCAUUGCCUCCAUUACCAGUCUUGGUGCCCCUUAGACCUUGCUCUGGCACAGCCCCCCACCCCUGCAAAGCCUGGCAUGAGGGAGGAGGGUCAGGCUGGGAAGGAGAUAGGGUGA